GUUCUAAAAUCCGUUUGAUAACGCAGUUGGCUUGUAAUACAGUAUCCCAUAUAGAUUGACUCCAGUUUUUGGAAGCUAUUACCUCUCGAACACAGCAGUCUGCUAUCGAGUUCUAAGCAUGUGUGUCACACAUGUGUCCGAGUACAAGUGCGCGAGUAUGCGACCUGCCAAGUCAGAGCCUGGCUCUUUCCAUCGGAGAGAUUCCAGGACCGGCCCUUUCUCACUAACCCCUGACUUAGUCCCUCCGACGCCUUUACUCAGGACUUGUCGGCCCAGGUUGCGUUAGCUACCUUCUCUCUCCUCAGCUCUCGGAGUUCUGUUGCGGUCGCAGUAGCAGCAGCAGCUUAAAGUCGGGAGGAGUCUUCGUUUCGCCUGCACCAGCAAGCGAAAGCUGCCAACGGUAGAAAACGAAGGGCCUUUAUUUUGGAGAGGGAAUACAUGGAAACGUGAUGGUUUGCGCAGACUCGCGCAGGCCGUCGCAGGUCCUCAAUUGCAUGCUAGUAGCUACGUGUUAGCAUCCCAACGCCCAACGCUCUCUUAGAGUUUGGCUGGUCUCACUCAUCUCGAAACGGUGCGAAGUAGGCAUCGGUCGACCGCGCCAGCUGACCGCGCUGGCCUAGGCCUGCUGGCUUCGCAUCGCAGUAAGUGAGGCCUGAGCGAAGCGCUUGAGAUCCUGUUAGCACUGACUGCUACAGGAUGUCAGUAAGGCGCCGGCUUUAAGGCGCUGCCGACCCACUGAGUCAAUUCGAAGCUGAGUAGCUUUUUAACGUUCGCGCUAAUCUGUUGCUCAUCCACGCAUAUUGUUAUGUGUUCGCUAGACAGUAAAGAGAUAAAAAAAAUCGGAUGGACAAGAGAAAAGAUUGAGUGGAACCCUGCUUGAAUAUAGAAUCAUAAAGGAAAAAAGAACAGCAAAAAUAAGCAGAACCAAAAGAAGACAGGAUAAAGGAAAGAGGAAAGAAAUCGUACGUAACGGGAAGCAAGCAAGCACACCACGCGAGAAGCAAGAUCUACUAUUGCAACUGAAUACUUCGAUGAGUUUUACGUCCGGAACUGCCAUUAGGCAUCCAACAUCACAGAACUGCUAAAACUACUACUAUUUUUGCUGAUAAAUUUACGCGACAAGAGGCAAGCACCCCACUGUACCGUACUCAUAUGCCGUAACCCGUCGUAAAUCGUAAGUAACCAUAGAAUAGUCAUCAUAACGUCUUAACGCCAGAUAGGCAAAGAAUCACAAAGUGCGACAAACGGAUAGAAGAUAACAACGGUUAACAUAUAAUGAAAGGAAAAAUGGAUCUCGAAGACACAAAGAAUAGAGGCGAGCGAGAUAUAUAUAUAUAUGCGUAAAGAAACGGCCAAAAUACUGCAAGCAUGACCGCACGCUAAGACGUGCAGUGCGAAGCCUGCAUCGGUUGAACCGAGUAGUCAAAUCGAUUAUACGCGCGGUUCGUUUGGUUCAUAACAUAUACAUACUUAUAAAUAUAUCGUUACAUAUGGAUUGAAAUUUAAGAAGCUUUGAGAAGAGGCGUUGUGAGAAUUGUCUUCCUCCCGAACCAUUGUCGACAAAACUACUACUGAGCCACAAGCGCGCAGCCUAUAGCUGUUUGACGAAGACGACAUUGUACACAUUGUUAUUAAGUAUAUAUAUAUACAUAUAUAUAUAUAUAUAUAUAUAUAUAUAUAUAUAUAUAUAUAUAUAUAUAUAUAGCUGCCAUCUCGUUACUGCUGAUGGACGACGCGUCAUCCAGGGGCCGAGUGGGACGCGAGGCAAGUGUGUGUCGUGUCUGUCGAAGUGCGCGUCGAAGUGGGGUCGAGAGUCAACGAAGCCUUCGGGGACCGCAUACGCUAUACGCAGUGUGAGUUAUAUCGAUAACGCCGAUCAAGUAUUAAUAUUAAGAAGAAGCUGGGCAAAUGAAGCCCAGCGAUCGAAGUGGAAAAAAAAUGCCUUUAAAACAAGUCUCUCCACGAGAAAAAGACAACAAAAAAUGGUGCGACCAGUACUAAGCUAACUACAACUCUUCAGAAAUCAUCCGCAAAAUAUCGCCAGCCAGUCAAAUAAGCAGUAGAAUUUGCGUCGAACAGGUAAAACACAGAUAAAAAGUAUCUUAUUGAAUACGACAUUGUACUGCCUCAUCUGUAGCCUGGCAAGCAGACACGCAGCUAUAUAGUUAAAUUUCUACUUUAAAAAUCCCUAACUCAAUGACCAAUCUUUAACAAGGCGUCGGAGCAGAACAGAGGAAGAAAAUUAGUCAAAACUCACCACGAAGAUAUCUCGAGAAUAACAUGAACAACGCUGGAAAUAAACGCCGUAAAAACGUGACUCAACCUUAAACCAGAAAAUCUACCAUUAAUACUAGGAUUACCACACUCAUUAAAAGCGAUCUCUGCUUUUACUGCUGCCGAACUCGCCCAGUUUUACACCGGUCUAUUUUAUGCCCCGAUUGAUAAGGAGUUGUCGUCGAAAAGAAGCGCCGGAUUUUUUCGAACAAGUUCACUUGAAAAACAAACAGAGAGAUCAAGGCAAAAUAAAAAAAAUAUACACAAUUGAACCAUUUGUAUAUGCAGAUGCCCAAAUGUCUAUUCAACGACUUCGCGAGCUACAAUCUCAAAAAGUUGGGACGAGACGAAUAAGACAUUAACAAGUACUAGACUACGCAGCAGUAGCAAACCCGAAAGAGGAGCCAAUCCAGCCACUAAGAUUCUAUCUGCUGACAAAGCCAUUGUAAACACGAAACAAUGUAUGGGUUCACCAUUAGGCUGACUUGCAAUUUUCAUCUUCCUUGUCGAAAAAACAUAGACGCGUGAAGCAUGCAUCUCACAUUUCCGAAGUAUCAGUGCUAAGAAAUUGACAUCCUCCAAAAGUGCUAUCCAAGACGGAUCGUCGCAAUGAAUCGAUCCCGCUAAGUAAACCAUAUAUAUAUAUAUACAUCCAUAUUCCGCGUCUAGUUGAAGAGUUACGUACGAGCUGUCGGUCUAUGUUAUAAUCGUCUAAAGCACAGCUAGUCCUAGACCCGAAAGUGGGGAGUUUAAGAACGCUUCACAUCGUUACAUCGCUGCUUUUUUCGUACGCAAAGAACAAGCGCUAGUUGCCUGUAUGCACAACGCAUUGCGCGUUGCUGAUUCGCUAGAUAAUCGUCUCGUGUCUCGAGUACCUGCCUGCUUAACGGAGCCCGUUCCGCUGAUUCAGUCUGAACAGGGCUAGGCAUCAACACGCUAUUCACUGAAAGAGUCGAGUCCGUCCCUGAGCGAAGCACGUCGACUUCUAUCGAAAACCGUCUGGCUGACGGGCCUAUAUGUUCGUCAUUUUUCGUAUCGUGUCCACUGGAGUAGACCGGCAGAAUUAGUCCGUUUUGCUCUGACUAAUAAAAAUGAUCUGUUAUUAAUGAUGUUACCAUAUUACUCUCGAGCGAAGAACGAUAAUGGCCUAGUCAUUCGUACUUAGUUAAUAAUAACUGCUAAUAAGGUUACAGCACUUAUAGCUCUAUGAUAGGGAAAAAUCUCUGAAAAAUGAUUAAAUAUUGCAGAACUGAUCUUUUGCGGAGAUUUUCAAGCCGACAGAUUGAUUGACUGAGCGACAGAUAGACACCGCUACCUAAACGUCAUAGUCAUGUGAUUUGUUAUAGAUCUAUCAUUAAUAUCGGUACGACUUCCACUACCUAGCUAGUAAGUGAUUAUUCUUCUAUCAAUACACGAACGGUUCACUGGAAACUGUAACCGAGAAACUCAACACAACCCAACGUACCGGUUGUCUUCCAAACUCUUCAAACGACGCUGACACGGACAUUUUAAAGAUAAGAUUGAUUUAUCGAUUAGGCCAAGUUCCGAACGCUGACUAACCGACGUAAACGCAAACUGUUGUUUAAUCACUUAUCGAUAUUAUCACAGCUGGAACAACCGUGUUAUUCCUCUACGUUUCCUCUGUUUGUCGGACGCUAAAGUUGAAGUUGAAUAACCUAUCGGUUACGAAGCGAAUCGCAACGUAUAAAAGACAACGAGACUUAGCUGACCUUGACGAUAAUGGUAACGGCGAAGAUUGAAACGAUAAUGUUGAAACGUGUUAUCACUGCGAACUAGCGGUGGAACUUCAACCAGUCAUUCAUGUCAACAAAGUUCGUAUCGCAUAAAUAAUCGUUAUAUAGAUCAUAAUUAAACGUCGAGCACCCCCUGCCAACCACUUGACAGGGGGCGAAUACGCGCGUCGCUGACACUACACAAAAUACAUAAGCACCAUUUGCAGUGAAUUAGUCACACCUAAAUUCCUGACACCUCACGAGUCAGUCGAAGCUGUAAACAGGUCUCCGAACUGAUAACUGAAGUGUGAAAGCGAUCGACAUCGCGAGAUGGACACUUCGACCGAUCAGAGCCUCGUCGAUUAUUCCGGCCUGGUCCAUGCAAUACCCAUGCAGGAUCAGGAUCACCAAUCUUUGAAACAAGAGAGAAAAAAGGCUAAAGAUUGCACGCUGAACUUCAAAAACGGACCACAAUAAGCGGAAAUAUACUGAGAGCUGUACUAAGCGGUUCUCAUAGUUUCGAAGUUCGAAGAUACUUGAAAGAAAUAUACUAAUGAUGAAGACGCUAACAUAAAGACAAUAAUAAACCCGUCGAGAAGACGAUUACUAUAGAAGAGUGAAACCCUAUUUGCAAAAAAAAUUUCGCACCGGCCUAUAAUCAUACGUGAUUGAGGAAAUCGGAAAGAGAAACGGAAAGAUCUGACAAAAUAAAGCGUUUGGAGAACAACGAAAGCACAGAGUUUGCUAAUCGACAUGUGCCACGAUUUAUUUGGUACAAAACGCGUGAUAGCAUAGCUAUCAGCCAUGAAAGCGGUGGAUCGCCGGGCAUGCGAUUGUGCCGUGUAGGUCUUCCCAGCGACUUUGUAUGGAAAUAGAUUACACAAAAGAGACAUGUGAAGAAAAAGGAAGGGUAGAAACCGAAGUAGAUAGCGCAGUUAGCAGGCUGGCGCUGAUUUUGAAAGCGAUUCGUCACCAGUCUAAUGGUAGGAUUCGUAACUUCACUAGACUAUACUAAUAAUUACAAUCAUAUUUAUUCAUAAAUGCUCGGUGAUACAGAACGGGAAGAUUGAAAGAAGAAUUAUGCCGAAGCGGAAGUUCGAAGACACGACCGCGGGAGGCCCACUAAGUGGUCACCCUGCGCCGUUAGGAACCGGGGGUCCACUUGGAGGACAUUCACCUUACGAUACCUUUAACGAACCCGACGAAUUAGCUGUGCCGCUAGCUAUACAAACUUUUUUAUGGCGCCAAACUAGCCCUUUUAUCCGGCCGAAGGUAGGCAGGUCAUAUGACUCUUCUCAAAUGGAACAAAGAGAAGCUUGCAAGUCAUUCGAAAAAGUUCUUGUGCAAAACAUCCAAUUCGGUCUCUCGCCAAGCCUCACGGCAGCCAUCAAAGCGAUUGGGAGAUGGCGCCUAGUGAAGGCAGCAUUGCCACAUGUACUUCACUGUUGUGCGGCGCUCCUCCACGGCCGCAAGGAGGCAUGCCUCGAGAAACUCGGUUCGGCCGAGACCAAACUGCUCUAUACGCUGCAUUGGAUCGUGCUCGACGCCUGCCAGGAGUGCCAAGAGGGCCUGCCGCCAUCGCAGGUUCAACCAAAUGUUUUUCCCAUCACAGUUAUUCAGGUGUUUGUCUACCUGUUUGCCCCUCUAUUGACCUUCCUUAAACAUUCGGACUUGAUGGGGUCGUUUCGUCUUGAGAACGGUGCAAAAAUCUGGCUGCCACUGUGGCAGUACAAGCACCCAGCAGUGGAGUGCUUCACUACACCGGUACUGCCGAACCGACGGCGAGAACAGCGUGGCGGAAACCUUGGAGGUUAUUUAGGCCACCGGCGCGCACGUGGCGACGUGAUCGUCGCGCUGCCAAAGAAACGUGAGACCCGUAGAGAUGACACACACCGCGAACCCGGACAAGAUCGCGACACGGUCAACAUAACGAUUGAACCUGAUGCCGACAACCAGCAGGACAACCACGCUAGCGCCGCCAAUCAGGCUGGGCCAUGUGGCGGUGAAUCGCCGGUACCGCCUGCUGCCGCCACCGACGACUCUAAUGGCCAAGUAUGCGACAAGUGCCAUUUAGCGAAGGCAUCCGCUGAUGACGUCCCCGGUGCUCCGGUAUGUUCAUGUGCGCGCGGUGAUUUGCCGCAAUAUUGUCCACUCGACGAUCCAAACUUGGCCACGUACCUUGAUGUAUCGGUGCUGCGGUGCCUAUUCAUAUCGCAGUGGCUCGAGGAGGGCGUGUUCUGGGCCCUACGCUUCGUACAUCAACGCCUGUGCAGUAUUUUAGAGGAGUCAGCCCGCGAAGGCUUUUCCCGCCGGAGGAGUUGCUCGCUGCCCGUUGCUCAGGACGAGACUCUGACUCCAACACAUCGCAUGGCCCACUAUGCGGCCCAUUCAGGCUAUGCCCACCUGGCUGGACAUCCAGGCCUAUGUGGCAUGGCAGGCACCAUUGGCAGCGUAUCAAUGGCCAUGGGUAUGAUAGGAAUGGCUGGACCACAGACCCAUACCACGACUCUCUAUCCGUCGCCUAAACGACUAAAAAAGUCGCAAUCACCGCAUCACCCGUCGGCGUCCCAUUCGCCCCAUUAUGGCUCGAUACAAGAUUUACGAAUGAGCUCGAAUCAACAGAGUCAUGGGGUAGAAGGCAACAGAGCUUCAUCGACCCGCAAGCGUGGGACUGGUGGCUUCAAGAAAGGUUCCGAUCUGCGCUCCUUCGUAGAGGAGCACCUUCAUCUACCCGAUCACGUUUUGUACAAACUACAGCAACAUCAGCAGCAGUUGCAACAACACGAGAAACACGUUAGAGGAACUGUUCAUGACCAGCUCGAUUUAGCCAUGUCACCAGUUCUACACCGGCCGAAGUCCUCGCUAGGGUUGCGUACCGAACAGGACCUUGGGUCAAAUCCGCUGGUAACAGUCCCGUUUGGGUCGAUGAUUCGUGGAAAGAGUCUACCUUCUAUCCAUAUUGACGUAACUACGCAGUGCGAUAUGGCUACGCGAGACGAGCAAGACCGGCUCCGAGAUGAAGUGACGCUCCGACGCGAGCGCCAUAAUUCAAGCAUGGAGCAUCUUCAGAGGCCAAGUGUCGCGCCUCCGACCAUCACCGUCACGGAGCAUUCGCCAGUCUCCUCUAUGCAGUUCCUGGUCAAUCAGGAAAGCGGUGAUUCGCCGAAAGAUGACGAGUCCCAUGAGCCACUCGACGACUGUAUCAGCCGAGGAGUUGCGUUUUACCCACCCUGUCAGCAACUGGGCAUUACCCGCUCGCAAACCGAUUCUGAUAUCCUUUAUGCGCUCGAGGGGCUAGACGAAGCGUCCGGCUCGACGCACUACAUCACAGCAGAUGGACGGAUUCACCUGCAAGUUGUCCUCAAAGCCGUUCAUGCCGUCACUCUGCGAGACACUGCGUGUUCAUUACGUGUGUGUGAAGCCAUCCUUGAUAUACUUGAGCAGCUGCUGCAGAUGCACGUUUUACUUGGCCCUACCGCGCAUGGACACGGCAGUGCACAACAGGAAAAGACCAGAAAAAGCCAUGAAAGUGGAGACCCCCGCGGAAGCGGUACAGGCUGUUAUUCCGAAGAGGGAGCCGGUAGUUUAUCGUAUAAACAACAGCAUGAGCGCCGUCACCGCUCAUCGGCUUCUCGCGGAGGAAGCCAGCGGGAGAGCGAGCUGAGUGUUCAUCAUCUUUUCGCGGACGUAGUGCUCAGGGUGAUCAAACAUCUUGGUUGCCCCCAUGGUUGCGGAGAGGGACACCGACAGGGAAAUGCUGAAGAAGUUCGCGCCCGCGCCCAGGAAGUUUUAAUGAAGCUUCACGACGACAACGAGAGAGCGUUCGCGAAGUUCGUGCGAGACAUGACUGUCAACCGCGGUCUUUCCGAAAUCGUGGACAUGUACCACUCGCUGCUUGGGUUCUGCCAGAACUCGACAUCCUUACUCUCACCGACGACGCAGAUGAAGCGAAUCUCAACGUCGACUGCAGCCAGCAAUCAGGAUAGCGCUUCCGCCAGAACAGUGAGCCUACCCAAGAUAAUAACGAGUUACGGCGCAGAGAUGUUCAGCUCGUUUAGCAGUAUAUAUUCACACACCGAAGGAUUGCUUACUCCGGUCCGCCUAUCGGCGAGUUGCAGGAACAGCUUUUCUUCAGGCAUAGUCAACCUCAAAGAAGCUGCGAUGUCCCCUCGGCAAGUACAAAGCUGCCGAAAUAGCUUCUCGAGUAUAUUCCACCCUGUACAAGGUACAUCACCGGGUGCAGCCAAGUGGAAGGACCCUGUGAAUACAGAUCCCCCGAAAAGAUACGCGAACAAUUUUGGAGCCAACCCUCGCUCGAUCGAGCACGUCGUGCUCAGCUAUACGUUCAAGGCGAUGGCCACCAGACUCGCCAGGAACGCCAAAGAACUCAGGAGUCAGGAGAACAUGAGUCUAUACUGCGACCUCAGACAACUAAUCAAUUUCAUUCACGAAAAUCACGGAGGGAUUUUCCGUCGAGUCGCAUUAUCAGGGCUGUUAGAGAGCGCAGAGCGCCCUAACCAGUGUUCGGGCAAAAGCUUUAUUCCGGGAACGAGAAUAGUGCGGCACGCGUCCCGGAUCAUGGACGCCCAGGAGCAGAAGGAAUCAGAAACUUUGGCCGGCGUCAAAGUGGGAGAUACUAGUAUGAUUGUCGUCGAUGAGACCGACAAGGCUGGCCGAAAGAGCUUCUUCAAGAAGAAGUCCACGGUCAAAAAGGUUCCUAGCUCACAGAGCAAGUUCGACGAAGAACCUUCCCUUUCCGCGGGCUCCAUGGCCAGCGUGACGCCGCAACAAUCACUCAAGCUGAUGAAGACACUCGGACCCCGCCUGAGUGUCGGCCCCGAUGGUAGCGACACCCUGUCGCUCGGUGCCAAGCAGAAAAAUCCUUCCGGCUCGAAGCUGCAACUUCUAAAUUGGUUUAAAGGCGGUUCGGGCAUGACCCCAGUUCCGUCAUCAUCACAGCUCGUGCUUGACACCGACGAUGACCUAGACGGAGAUACCCUAUCGUUUAAAUUUAAAUCUAAAGGCAAGGGUGCAGUCAGUAAGAGUUCGUCCGCCGGUUUGCUUAAGGCCAAAAAACGAGUCGAGGAGCAGCUUUCGAAGCUGGGCUUCGGUCGGACCAAGAGCAAGCAUGGCGGUUUCGAGGAGGUGGCUGACUUAUCGCGACGGAAUUCGUUUGAUUUAGACAACAGCCAGGAGAGUCAGGCCGCAGCCAGUUACUUCGUUAAGGAAACCCGACUCGUCAACAUUAAGACGGUCCGAGAUGGCAUGCUUCGGUUCGCAUUUCUGCUUGAGGCCUGCAACCCUGGGACUAUACCUGACCCACCACUACUCGCCGCAGCACUAGACCUGAAAGCUCCCGUCGUUUCUCGCGCAGCGCUAUUUCUUGAGUGUGCCUACUUCGUCCGGAGAUGCAACAAAGGCCUUUGGCCCAGCUGGAUGAAACUUAAUCUACCGCUCUUCCGCGCUAGUGGCGCCAUGAGCGGCGGCGCGGGAGGACGGAGUCAACCCGCCUUACACAGGAUGCACACACUGCAGAGAGCUGCGGGCAGGAUGUUCCAUGAAUGGGCGGAAGCUAUAGGUGCCCGACUCGAAGAGCUCAUCGGGGCAGACGUGAGCCCCGGUGGACCAGGAGCGGGUACAAGUGACGCGGCAUCCACUACCACGACGAUGAUGGUCGAGAGCUGGGACCAGAUGACGUUCGACGAUGCUAGACGCCGUCAACUACGCGUCGAAGACGAUGAGGAAGACUUCCUUGACGAGGCGUCGAUCUGUAACCAGCGCUGCCCGUUCGCCCUGCAAAUGGCGGCAUGCCAACUCCUGCUGGAAAUUACAUCGUUCCUGCGAGAGACGUUCCAGUGUCUGCCGGCCAGGGGAGGUCCGUCACGGCAAUCGACCCGCGGCGAGCGCCAACCGGGAGCCCCUAUGCCGAUAGGUGGACCUCCGGCCGGCUUUCAGUCACACAAUGCUAACAGGAGAUGGUCUAUGGCUUUGAGUACGCUGGGGGUGAGCCAAACCUCGGCUCACAGUCUGAUUUCGCUCGCGGAGCAGACGCAAGCAGCCCAUCCGAUGGCUGGCGUAGGUGAGCGAAGGAUCAGUUUUGUGCUUCACGAGGCGGACGCCGAGUCUGACAACCAGUCGGACCAUAUGGCCGGCAUGGCGGCCGGGCUCCUCUCCUUUCAGCAACAGCACCUGCAUCAACAACAGCAGGGCGAGGGAGCCGCCGGGUCAGUCGCGGAUCGUCCGCCCGCUGGACCCGGUCAGGCCAGGCAGGCUAGACAGAGAGGCAGCAGACCAAGUGGCAGUGGUAUCGCUGGAUCAGUUGCAGCAGUCGCGGCUGCCAGCCACCUGCUAAGAAGGGGUCACCACCAGUCGAGUUUGAAGCGUUGUAGCCUCAAAUUGAAGAGACAAGAUCGUAAAAAUCGCCCUAGAUCAUCGACAUUUGCCGCUAGUGAUGAGGAUGCUGAGGAAAUGCUCAGACGGACGGAAAGCAUCAAGUCGCAAUCGCUGCCGCAAUCACAAAGGCAGCAACGUAAGGUCAGCGCCGUAUCGGACCGAAGCGAUACGAGCGAGCGCGCUGACAUCAGUGGAGGAGAGGAAUCGCCAGGUGUUCUAAGCGACGACCAGCCCCCGGAUAGCCCGGCAGAACAUACUCAGGCUGGUACGGGUGGUCCAGGGGCGGGAGGUGGGGGCGGUGGCACUGGACCUUCAUCGACGGUUCAUGGCUUACCAGCUUCCGGCGGCGCUGGACAUGGCGGCUUGACAUCAUCAGCCGCGCAACUCGCUUCGGGCGACAAUAACCUCUCCCAAAACCUCCCCUGGAUCAAUGCCAUCAUUGCGAUACAGAAAACACUUAAUUUCACCUGUCAGCACCAGGGAUUUUGCCAUCCGCGUUGUUACAGGCGACAACUGCGAGCUUGCAAUAGGUUAACAAAAAGUAUUAGAAAAAUAUACGGCGACGACUUUGGUCUCACAGAGUGCUCGACGGAAGACCCUUGCCCAGCAGCCGGGAUAGGGGCCGAAGGAGAACAGAGUAUGGAUGAUAAAGAACUCAAAAGCAAAGAGAAGAAGUUCAAGAAAAUUAUCACCGGGCCGAGCUCACCGCUUCGUCGUAAAACUAGCAUUCCCGGUCACCUUUACCAGACCGACAAGGGGGUAGGCGCUAUCGCAGGCAGCUCUGGCCGAAGCGCAGGUGGCGAAGAUCGCGUGCUUGAUACGCCUCACCUGAGCGGGGCCCGUUCGCUGCACAGCUCCACCACCUGUCUUGUGCACGAUCUCGAAAUGGGCGCGGAGCCGUACUUGAAGCAGUCUGGCCAGUUCGAAAAGAAAAAGAAGGAUAAGGAAGAAAAUCCAUUAUUAAAAUAUAUAAAAAAUCAAGUGGUCAACGUUUUCCUGGCACCUAUGUCGCUUCUCAUAGAGGGAGCAGUCAUUCUUAAAGAAGACCAUUUUUUUGACAUUUUACCGGUUGCCUGGGAGCUUAUACUGGAACCGGAUCAACAACUGAGUUCAAUCGCAUCAGUGGUGUUCAUCUUGUGCGCCGUCAAAUCAGCGGAGCACGCUAGCGAGCUCAUCGAGAAAGAGCUCAAGUCAGAGGACGUUAAUCAACGUAUUCGUGCGCUACUACGGAUUCAGAACCUGUGGCGGCACCGUUACCAGUGUUGGCCGCGUAUGGAGGAGAGUGCCCACGUGCUAUUCAAGGUGCCGCCACCAAACAUCGAGUUCACGUUACCGAGUCCUCGAAUUGCAAUGGACUCGGCCCCUGUAGCAGAUCCACCGUGGAUGCCGCAGGUUAAAACGAAGGUCGAAGAGGUCACCAUCAAUCAGGAGCAACGAUCAUUCGUCACUGCCACCCAGACCCGACGAAAACAACAGAUGGAGCUUAUACAACGGGCGUUACAAGCCGAAGACGAGAAACGGACGACAGAACGAGAAAACUUCUUCAUGACAUCGAUCAGUCCCACAAUGCAAGCAGCUUACGAACCGGCGUUGUACCAGCACCCGGCCGACGCCGAGCACGGCGUCGGCCCAACGGCAGCGGAGAGCGCCGCCGCCAACGAAGCCGUAAACGACCCGCACGAGCCGCAGUUGCGGGCCGAGCGACCACAUGCGUCACACCCUAUUCAGGUUGCCCAUUCACUAUACCCAUCUUGCAUGUGUUCCUCUGCCAUCACAAUCAUCAACAUGCUACAGGACGUCCAGACCAACUAUGAGGGAGUGGCCGUCUACGAGGUUGCCUUCAAAGUCAUCUGGCAAUGUCUCGUCGAGGAUACGGCGCUCUUUCUCCGCUACCUCCUGGAGCGGCUGACACGCGAGAAGCCCGACGCCAUCAUUCAGAUCCUCCGCCGGUUGAUUCGCUUUAUGCCGCGCUUGCCAACGCAAGCGGCUCACGUGAUGUACAAUUAUAUUGUUGGCUUCGUCAUGUUCUACGUACGCUCGCCGUGCGAGGGUUAUUCCGAGCUGAUUGCCGCCUCGCUAUCGGCACUCUGGCUCGUGGUGCCUUCCGUAUACGGACUCUACCUCAAAGAUCUUAAACAGGUGCUCCGCAAGGAGCAAUGCGAUUCAGCCCUGCUUAUCACAGCCAACGUCCCCAGCGCUAAGAAAAUCAUUGUGCACGGCCAAGAUGACCCGGGGGGAAUUCCGUCUCAGUUCCCUAUACACGAGGACACGCUCUUUCAGCAUAUUCUUCAGGACAGUUUGGACUUCUUUGGCAUCGAAGAGAACCAACAAAACUGCUACUUCCUUGUCGAUACCAAAACAAAUACGAUGCAUAUAAGUAGCGCUUAUAUCCGGGACCACUAUUUCUUCAAACGCAGCCAGUAUCCACAGCUCAACCUGAUCAAGAUGGAACCCGAUACCGCGCACGCAGCACUUCAGAUGCAAUACUUUCAACUGCAUUUUAUAGAGGCUAGCAAGGUAUUAAUGAGUCUGGCCGUACUUCGUAGCAAUCACCAAUUAGCUCCGCGUGUUCUCUUCCUUCACGAUGAACUCACGAAACUGCCGUCUUUCCCAAGAAAAGCGUUGGAAGCUGAUUUUAGCAUGUACACGGGUAAAUACGGAAAGCAGGUACUGGCCAUGGAUACCAUGCACAAACUGUGUUGGGUUCGGCUGAUGGCGCGUAUGUUCGAGGCGAUGUCCGGCUUCUUUGCGCAUUCUUCGGACUUGCAUCUAUUUCUAAAUGUGGUGAACGGGGCCCUUGUUUUGCACUGUGAAGAUGCCGCCAUCUUGCGCCUCUGCUGCGCCACCUUCGUCAAUGCCGCCCACCAGUUUAAGAACAUCUUUGCCACCAACGGCUACCUUCUCAUCAUGCCGACAAUGCUACAGAUCUACUCCAACCACCAGACCAACGGCCUCCUCUGUCGCACCAUAGAGUUUAUAUGCAAGCAAUUUUACAUCAUGCACCGAAAGCCGUUUGUACUGCAGAUGUUUGGUAGCGUCGCCCCGCUGUUGGACACUGACACUGCCAGCCAGUACGGAGAUGCGUCCAAGGUUCAGCCCAAAGCAUUUUUCCAGCUUCUACAGUCCCUCUCACAAUAUAUCGUUGACCCCCUUGACAUCCUGGAGCUGGUCGACGCUGAAAAGCCACUUCGCGCACUCGACUUCUGUUAUCAAAUGGAUCCUGACGCUCUGUCCAUUCUCGACGCUAUUUCGCUGUGUGUUACCGUCUGCGCCUACUCAGCGGAUACACAUCGAUCGCAUCAAAUGCUGACUAUCCUUGAGGCCAUUGUUCCAUAUUACCUGGAGCACUUGCAGUCAUUAACUACUAAGAAAGAGACCGGCGGAUCGCGGUCCGAGCUUCUUAUGAUACAUAGCAUCUCGUUAUGCAUGCGGACGCUUAUCAUGAACGCAGAGCCGUUGACACGAAACUAUUCAGGUCCGCAACGAACCAUCGACCUGCGAGGUUCGAGCAUGAAGACUGGAACGCGAAGCGCCGUAUCACCGCCAUUCGAGAUCGAGGAGGACCUUCCAUCACGAUUCAUGAACGAGGCGCUUAACUAUCGAAAGCAAGGCGGCUACUUCGAACGGGGGGACUGUGAGGAUUCUGACAUUUUGCGAAUGGAAUUCCGAAAACCGCGCGACACUCUACUUAAUGUCGUCGCCGAGUUUCUGACCAAGUGCUCGGCGCGACUUGCCGAUCUUUCUAAAAAAAUUCCCGAUUUACCCAGCAAAGCGACAGAGUUGUUAGACGUCAAAUGCCAUCUUAGACUGGCAGAGGUCGCGCAUAGCUUAUUGAAAAUGUCUCCCUAUGAUCCAGACACAAUGGCUGGAAGAGGACUAAGACGAUACCUCAACGAGGUACUACCAUUUUCCGAAUGGGCGCAAGAGUCAAUGAGACCAGCACUCAUUAUGGUUAUUCGCCGACUCGACCGGACCUUUACGAAGAUCGCCAAAAAACCAGCAAUCAGGCGGCUGGUCGAUUGGGACGCAGCGAAGAAUCUUCUCCGCGGCGUCUACCUAACACUGUACAAGCACCCGUACGUGGCACAUCUACCGCACCUCAAAUCGCUGGUCGCCGUCUGUCAGCUAAUCAUCGUCGGUGAGUCAGCCAGCGGAUCGGGCGAGUCGCAAUCCAACGUUGGCUCGUCGGCCGCUGCGCUGGCCCAAUCACCGCCGCCGGGCUUCUGUUCGGUGGCCGUCCGCCUGGUCGCAAUGCAAAUGCAGGCGCUAGGUGAAUCGUUGUCACUCGAGUCGCUCUGCGGCGGCCAGCCGUUAAUCGGAUCUCGUGAGAAGAGCGAAAUAUACCUGAUGAACUUCAUCCUGCCCUUCUGUCUUCGGGUGUCGUCCGGCGUUCGCGACGUGCCCAAGGUCCGCCAGAGCGAUAUCGUCUUCGCGCUAACUGUGGUCCUCAACGCGCUCAACCCCCUCCAGAAUAUGAGGCCGCAGCCGACGACCGGAGGCGCCGCCGGCGGACCAGGCGGAGCGGGCGGACCUGGGGGCGGCGCAGGUCACCAGGGCCAGGCCAGUGCCAAGGCCAGCUCGAUCGCAGAAGACUCAACCUCGAAUGCUAGGACUCCCUCUCACAUGCGAAGUUCGCUUUUCCGCAUUGGAUUCCUCGGACUCAAGAUCCUCAUAGUUUGCUAUGAAAGACAAUUAUCCGCUGACUGGCACCGAAUCGCGAGAUGUAUAAGAGAAUUGGGCAAUCGUCUGCUAGGAGGGUUGGCGCUAUGGAACUUUUUGGACUUUGUCGUAAGCCAUCGAACGCCAUUGUUCGUACUACUAUUUCCAUUGAUACGAUAUCGGAUUCUGCAGAAAAUCUGCGAAACCGAACAGGAAUACUAUUACCAACAGUCGAUUCGGGAAAAGCUCAAGGGUGGUCUGUCGCUACCAGGCGCACCGCCCAAGAGUCAGGGCUGUCUGUUCGUCGAACUCGUCAACGAGCUUAAACUGCUCAAGGAAGAUUUAGUCGCCUGGCGGCUCGGUGCCAAAGGUGGCGAGCCCGCCUCUGGCGACACAACCGGUGUAGUUAGCCAAUCGGUUAGUUUCAGCUCCAGGGCCCCUGGUGGUACCGCUGGGCCUUCAGGUGUUACCAGCGCUUCAACACAACCUACGCGCCAAUCUUCAUCAGGCCAACAUGCCGGCCAUGCCGGACAUGGUCAUGCGAGCUUCACCGAACUGGGACCAGAUCAGCAGAGCGUAACACGGUUGGGUUCGCCCCCUGGUUUGGCCACCCCCAGCAGAUCGGGUAGCGGUCAGCAUUUCCAUCAUUCGCCAGCGCAUAGCCAUCACAGCCAUCAUAGCCAUGCGGGCCAUUCGACACUGACGCCACCGACGUCAGGCUUACCCUCGCGUGGCAGUUCAUUAAAACUGCCCAGUGCAAAUUUGCCGACUCGAACCUUGUCAAUCCGCCUUCCUGGCCACCACGGGAGCGGCGGAGAGGCCAGCGGCAUGGGCAGGCUCGUGUCGCGCCUGAUGCACCGGCGAACGUCGUACCCGUCUGCCGAGGAGGAGGGCGGCCCGGGGGCUCGCCCAGGCCCACUGUUCCACCGGUCCGGUAUUGAAGGAGCCUCAGAGGCACUGGGGGGCGGCCCCGGUGGACAAGCUGUUGCCGGGGCCAGCUCAGAGCCGCGUCUAUUCCGCAAGUCGACGAUGCUUAUCAAAAAAGGCAGGGGAGGAAGCAAGAAGGCAAGUGCACCGAAUAGCGGCCAACAGGCAAUCGCCGGUGGUCAACCAACAACAAGCUCGGCCGCGGGGUCGCAGUCAUCUGUCGCCACCUAUCAAGAUCAGGAAACGGAUGCCGCAUCAUCGGGAGGCGAAACGAACCUUUUUUCACCAUCGACGAGUAGACCAGCCAGCCCUUCACAACAAUCUUCGCCCACGGGCGAAGGCAGCGAUCCUUCGGUCAGCUAUGCGUCCACAUCGACCUCGCAACAGCUUAACGUCAAAACCGCUUGCCGACAUCGCUUACAGCGUCAGAAGGCACAGAGUAGAAAAACGUUUAGAUUUGGCAAAUCUCGGCGCGGUUGGGGUCAAAAAGAUAAAGAAGGCGUCACGGACGAGGGAGUCGAUACAGAUCCAACAUCCGGGUCACCAUCAGAGCAUAUCCGCGAACGCCGGGAAGGCCCUCACAGUCUUGCGAGAGAAUCUCAACCCCAUCAGCAGCAAAAGGGUACUUCACACUCCCACGGCCCCGCCGGCCAUGUCUCCACAGAGGCGUCUUCUGGUGCUGACACUUCUGGCGUAGCUAUUAUCGCCACGUCAAUCCCCUCUGCUACGCUAAUCACCGAACAAGGAGGAUCAGGACAUUAUGGCCAGCACAAGGAUUCGCACAGCCAUCAUCAAGUGCGAUUUCAGAAAAAGCCUCUCGGAGUGCGUCGCCAGUCCUCGCCGCAGAUCGGGCCCAAACCGCUGAGAAGCAGUCUGAGGAAGUGCGAUUCUCAGCCCCACAGCCACAGUACGGAUCGGGAGUCCGAUGCAGAAGACAAAGAUAAGACGGACUCCCCACCGGCAACAGUACCCUAAGAAAUAAGGAUACAUGUCAAAGAUUAGAUAACAUACAGAAUACUCAUUGAAGUAAUAUUUCAAGUUCUACUCCCAAUUCUUAUACUACUGCUAAUACUGCUAGUACCGUUGAUCUUCGUAGCUGUGCCAAAAUCAAUACGUGUUAAAUAGCGCAAUACAGAUUUUUACAUUGAAGAUGGCUCCAGCUAUAUUGAUCUCCUCCUAUUAUCAAACAUGCGCAAUAGACAGAAAGCAAAAAACAAGGUGUAUACUACGUACCAAUGCAGGCAUAUGCAUGUCUAGAUAAACACGAUCUAUACACAUAAUACUAGUAAUACUAACACUAAUGAUGAAAGCCGAUGUAAAUCACCAAAACAUAGGAAGAGACAUAAGCUACAAAUAGGUAAUAUAAGCUGAAUCGAAGAAAAGAAAGGAAAUCUUUGCCAGGCUAUUUUGCUCUGAGAAAUUGUCGUUGUGGUAAAUGGAGCACUGUGAACGUCUGGCAAAGAUACCUGACCAAACUCUCUGUAGCCACUAUUAGUGAUGUAUUAUGAAUCAUGUCUCUUACGCUGCGACGACCAGUUAUUAUGUAAGGUAGAAAUCAAAAUGUGCAUUAAACCAUAAUACGGGCCGUUGCCGACCAGAAGUGCAACUCGCUGAAAAUAGCUCUUGUUUGAGUCAAUUAUAUCUAAUCUAUACCACAACACACGAAACAUCGAAAUACACUGAAAGACAUACAGACCAACGAAGAAUACAGAACGUUAAAAGAAAAACAUAUUCUCAAGUAAUUAGUAGACGGCUGAGACCGACUAAACCCUAGUUACAAACCUACGGUGCGACAAGUGCAAUCGAUAGAACCUAGAAGCUCCCAGUGAAUAGUAAAUAACUAUUAAUAAAUAAAUACAGCAUUAGUGCUGAGGUGGCAAGCGGGAUAAGAGACAGCGCCCUCGAAGACUACCACAGUUUUUUGCACCGCAGCACUUCAUUGUAGCCAUUUCGCCACGGUUACACUGCGCCCCAUAUUAGUAAGCAGUGGAGCUAGAAGCAAAGCGCGCGACGCACAAAAGAUAAAAAAUGAAAAUACCUAAUUUGAAAUAUAAUGAACAUUACAACAAUUAAAAUCAAAAGACAGAAAUCUAUGCAAAUGAUAAACAAAAUACAAAGCACCUGAGGUAUUGCGCAACUGAGCAGGCCCCACACGCGACAAGAAUCCUCAUUACCCCUUGCCCUUUCCCUGUAUUUCAAUACAUAGAAUGGCGAUCUCAGAAACCACAAAGCUUAUAUAAAAACGAAUUAAUCGUUUUUUGCCAACAAAAAUUCGUAUUUGCACAAUCGCAGUGCAGCAAAUUCUUGAAAAUCCCGGAAUCAAAACUUGACUUGUUAGAAAAAGCAGAAGAUUUUUUUCUACUUUCUGUAUAAUAUAAAUAUUUAUUUGAGUACUCGAUGAACUAAUAUAUUUAUGGGUCACUGGUUAUAUCUAAGGGGCAAUAAUCAACUGUAGAGUAUGAUAUGUUUUCUAAUUGUUGCCAAAACCUAUCUCUAUGUUAUAACCACAAAAAUUAAUCACAGUAUUGGCUAGCGAAGAUGAAUCGACAAACCUAAUCGUUACGAUUGAUAACGGCGUUUAUGAGCAUAAAGUCAAUAGAGAUUAUUGCUUUUUUAAAAAAAAUUUUAAUGAGACAUUAGGUAACAUACAGACACACAUGUCUCGCAAGUUCUCACGUGCGGGUCAGUAGGUUUUUGUAUUUCAAUGCAGAGAACUCAGCGCUCAUACAUCAUCGAGUGUACAACCAAAAGCGAAGUUUUUUUUUCUAUAAAAAAGAAGUGCUUUAGCGUUGCGCUUGCAAUUUGUCUUGUCACCAAAGCACGAGCGCCCGUAGAGAAUUAUAUACUUCUUACUGCGACACCCGACGCAGCACUUAGCUACUUCUUCAACGAAAACGCAAAUUUAAGUUAAAGGCUGUCACCAAAACAGAUAUAAAAUCUCCUGGGCGAGAUCUAGCGGAAGGAUAAGACCACGUAGACCACGCUACACUUCAACAGUUACAACGAGACUUCAGUCAUGGACAAUAAUACCAACAGCAAUCAGUAGACAGUGCUAAAACAAUGUUAAAUGUACACUGUACGAAAUGACUUUCACAAAUGUUGCGCCAUUUUGGGGGUAGUUUCUUCGUGUGCGCCAUCAUACGACAGCACUCUCAUAAUACCCAAACCGCAAGCAUCAAUCACACGAAUUCACUCGUUUAUUUAAAUCACCUAUCACUAGUUUCGCCUUUACCCUGCCUGCUCUUUUCUCGAUCCACACCCCUUUGUCCUUUGCUGCGGCGAUGACCGGAGCAGAAAACUGUGGUUUUCAUAUCGCCACGAACUGAUGAUAGCAUCAGAGGAGUUCGAAACUAUCUGAGGCGAUCUAAAGCAAGAACGUUUUAAGGCCCACGAGGCUAAACAUCAACUUCAGCACCAGCCAUCAUACACCGAGAUGAGACUACCGACUUGGCCAACAACACCUUUUAAGGUAAAAGAAAAGAGAGGCAGAAAGCAUAGUAAAAAAAGGACGAAAGCAAUUUUUAAGCCAAUCCCAACACGGAUUGUUGCUCGUAACGCAUUUGUAGUGAGAAAUUUGAGGACGCCUGCCAGAGCAGUACGAUAGACCGGACGACAGAUGUUGAAACAGCCUUGACUUUGUAGCGCCUGAAUUUUUCAACAACAAUAAUGUACGCCAAAUAAAAACAAAUGGCUAACUAAAAAAACAAAAAAAAAGUAAAUCAAAAGGUUUGCAUAUGACUAAAUCAUGAUAACCGUAAUAGCCAAGAGAGCCACUCUUUGAUGCCAGCGAAUACCGCAGUUCACCUUGUAAGGACAUCUAGCCGAAAGUUGACUAGCCAACUAUCAAAACCGAGUCAAACGAGAGACAAAAAACCGAUACCAUAACCAGCAUAACAUCUACAAAAUCGUAAUGUAUGCCAAGCACAAGGACGACCACUAUUACUGUUAAUAAUCAUAAUGAUAAUACGGUCGACACCAGCAGAGACAAAAUACAUUACCAUCUACAACAAAACAAGAUGUCGCCACAACAGCGACACUUACGCGAUUUCUGCACACAACCGCGCUCAUCUCUGAUACUACGGCGGUAUCUAGAAGCACUAAGUUAAUCACUCCUGCAGAACUGCCUUAGCGCACGACUACUCCUCAAAAUCAGUGCGUUACCUUCAUAGGGUACGUCAACAAUGAACGAGUGUAAAAAAGUACCCUCAACGAUCUAGCCCUAACGAUCCGCGGUUUCCAGCUAAUGUCCCGUGUGUAUUCAAGGUAAGACUGAAAUAGGUUGUUCAGAAACUAUGAUGUAUUUGUCACGUGUAAAGUGUUUAAGCAACAACGAAAAAUAAGAAAUUCAAAAAUUAGAAUUGACGAUACCGCCGUUUAUCUUUUUAUUGUAGCUACUAGUGACACCAUUGAUAUCAUUCUACAAUAAAUACACACCUAUGAGCCUACCUAUAUUGAAUAGACACAUACGAGUCAUUUCAUACGGCAAACCACUCAUCAUAUUAUCAAUGACUAUUUUGACAAGCAAAUGAUUGCUUUCGUAGAGGCUGAGAGUCAGGAUUUUUCAACACAUUAUAUAUAUAUAUAUAUAUAUAUAUAUAUCCAAUUCAUCCGGCAAUGAUAACGUAUUUCAUAUCUGUCUAUACCAAUUAUUUGUACUGAGAGGGACACAAUGGCAAUAUAGUUGUCACAUCUAGGAAGCGAGUGUAGAAAGAGGUGUUUGAAUCAACACCAAAUUACCAUAGAAUUUACAACUGCUUUAUUUGUGGGUUUUGCGCCAGAGUAAACUAGUAAAUAUAAAUUUGUAGACGAGCGAGAAAGUCAGGGAACUGUCCAGUCAAAAAGUUGAGCACGACGAUGAUAACGAUGAUAGCGCCACCAUUUCAUCGUUAACAACUAAUGCUACAACCAGACUAUUGAUAUCAAAACAAAACUACGGUCUACACACACAUAUAUAUUUGACAUAAAAACACCUGGGCAUGUAAUUGUUGUUGCUUCGAUCUACUUCCGAUCAACCGACUUCCGCUAGUAUCACGUCGCCUAACACAGAAAGAACACAGAGGGAACACUUUUGAAUCAUCCCCACUAAUAAUCAAACAGUAACAUCUCGUUGUAGUAGCGAGCAGAUCAGAACAUCAAAGACGGGGUCUUUUUUCAAUAAUGCAGCCUCUAUAAGACACCAGAAUUUGCAGCGUUAUUAUUGUCGUUAAAGUUACAAAUUGAUUGAUUGAUUGAUUGAUAAACUACUGUAUCAAUAAUGUGAUUCAAAAAUCGGCCACAAAAAUUUACUGUCCUGCAGAAAUUGCAACGAAAGACAUCUAAUUCGUCAUGCCAUGCUAUCCAAUGCUAUAAAAGCCGGUGGACGCCAGCUAUCUAUAAAAGCUAUGUACACUACUGUGUUACGUGUAAACAAAAUGUGAGCAUACGCGUGCUCGCCACUAGCACAA
Messenger RNA from Varroa destructor (honeybee mite), 21430 nucleotides. RefSeq names its product unc80, NALCN channel complex subunit (gene unc80). The record is from RefSeq and is a predicted model, not a curated record. NCBI's taxonomy places the organism in Eukaryota, Metazoa, Arthropoda, Arachnida, Mesostigmata, Varroidae. Gene Ontology annotation, cellular component: cation channel complex; axon. Gene Ontology annotation, biological process: monoatomic cation homeostasis. Gene Ontology annotation, molecular function: monoatomic cation channel activity.